This is a messenger RNA of Puntigrus tetrazona (Sumatra barb), 4227 nucleotides long. RefSeq names its product GDP dissociation inhibitor 1 (gene gdi1). The transcript has 10 exons. NCBI's taxonomy places the organism in Eukaryota, Metazoa, Chordata, Actinopteri, Cypriniformes, Cyprinidae. Bases 943 to 2220 code for a protein of 425 amino acids. Gene Ontology annotation, biological process: small GTPase-mediated signal transduction; protein transport; vesicle-mediated transport. Gene Ontology annotation, cellular component: cytoplasm. Gene Ontology annotation, molecular function: Rab GDP-dissociation inhibitor activity. The record is from RefSeq and is a predicted model, not a curated record.
UCGCUCGGGCGUCGAAAUAGGGGGGAUUUAUGUAUUUACUGCGCAUAUUUUGGCUUUUGCGUUUGCCAGCGUUACAGCUGUGUCGUACUUAAGUGAUGUUAGUUUACUGUUUGCCUGCAAUUGGCUGUAUUCAUUUUUUGUUAUUGUUAUAAUCUAAAGAGCCCGAUUUUACGAAUGACAUUGGUCGCUCGCGUGCAGAAAACAGUAUUGGUUAAUGCAAAUAAUAAAUUAGAUGUAAAAUAAAGUGUUUUCUUUUUAUCAAACGCGUUCUUUAUCUUCAUGGAGGAUAGUGGCUGAUAUGGGCUGCGGCUCGUAAUGUGGGUUGGGUGUAGCGUUGUUCGAUUCGCGAACGAGUUGUUCUUGUGAGUCGGUUCUUUUCAUUGAAUCGAUACGAGAGGGUCUGUCGUUGACUUAAUGGUAGAAGUUUUUUAAAUGCCUCCUGGAAAUGUAUUUUCGACUUAAUUAUGUGGAAAUUGUUAAAACAAAAACAGUUGGAUGUAAACCUGAAGCUAAGAUUAUAGUAUCGUUUAAUGUAACUGUAAAUUUUAUUUAGGUUGUAAAUUAUUAUUGUUUUAUGUAAUGGCUGCAACGAACUUAAUUUGAACACAUACAAUUGCAAUAAACACAGCUGUUAAUAAAGCUUUAAAACAUUUGAUAGGCCUCGGUGGGCUGUCAGAGUGACGUAGACGAAUCAGAAGAAUUGGUUUUCGAAGCGCUCCAUUAACUGCUCAAAAGAACCGAUUCGCGGAAAUGAUUCGGACUUUGCAUCACUAGUUGGGUGGGGUGACUCGCAUCCAUCCCAGUGUUUAACACGGAAGUCAAGGCAAUGGAUAGAUGCACGCUGCCAUGUCAACUCAUGAAUAAAAAAAAAUGGAAAUUCAUAUCCAUGGCCGAUUACAAUAAUGGUGUUUAUCUGUGUAGGAAUGUAUUCUCUCUGGGAUCAUGUCUGUGAAUGGAAAGAAAGUUUUGCAUAUGGACAGAAAUCCAUACUACGGUGGUGAAAGUUCCUCCAUCACACCCCUGGAGGAGCUCUAUAAGAGAUUUGGGAUUUCAGACAGCCCCCCAGAGUCAAUGGGCCGGGGAAGAGACUGGAAUGUGGAUCUUAUUCCUAAAUUUUUAAUGGCCAAUGGUCAGUUAGUUAAGAUGCUUCUAUACACUGAAGUGACCAGAUAUCUUGACUUCAAAGUGGUCGAGGGAAGCUUUGUGUAUAAAGGAGGAAAAAUCUACAAAGUGCCCUCUACUGAGACAGAGGCACUGGCUUCAAAUCUAAUGGGAAUGUUUGAGAAGAGACGCUUCCGCAAGUUCCUAGUUUUUGUGGCCAACUUUGAUGAGAACGACCCCAAGACUUUGGAAGGUGUCGAUCCCAAACUCACAACAAUGGGAGACGUGUAUAAGAAGUUUGACUUGGGUCAGGACGUCAUCGACUUCACGGGACAUGCCCUGGCGCUCUACAGGACAGACGAAUACCUUGAGCAGCCGUGUCUGGAGACCAUCAAUAGGAUCAAGCUCUACAGCGAGUCUCUGGCACGCUACGGGAAGAGCCCAUACCUGUACCCUCUGUACGGACUGGGGGAGCUGCCUCAAGGGUUCGCUAGGUUAAGUGCAAUUUAUGGAGGAACCUACAUGCUGAACAAGCCAGUGGACGAGAUAGUGAUGGAGGGAGGACACGUGGUGGGCGUGAAAUCGGAGGGAGAGGUUGCCCGUUGCAAGCAGCUCAUCUGUGAUCCUAGCUACAUCCCGGACCGCGUGCACAAAGUCGGACAGGUGAUCCGGGUCAUCUGCGUCCUCAGCCAUCCCAUUAAAAACACUAAUGAUGCCAAUUCCUGCCAGAUCAUCAUCCCUCAGAACCAGGUUAACCGCAAAUCAGAUAUCUAUGUUUGCAUGAUGUCCUACGCCCAUAAUGUGGCGGCCCAGGGAAAGUAUAUCGCCAUCGCAAGCACCACUGUGGAAACCUCUGAUCCUGAAGCGGAAAUCGAACCUGCGCUGGAACUCCUUGAGCCCAUUGACCAAAAGUUUGUGGCCAUCAGUGACAUGUAUGAACCCACAGAUGACGGUACAGAGAGCCAGGUUUUUGCAUCACGGUCCUACGAUGCCACCACUCAUUUCGAAACAACUUGUAACGACAUCAAGGACAUCUACAAGCGCAUGACAGGCAGUGACUUCGAUUUUGAGAACAUGAAGCGUAAACAGAACGACGUCUUUGGCGAGGACGAACAGUGAGGGGUGGACAAGUGACGGAGGAGUGGAGAGGCAAUGAUCAGAUGGAGGGAGAGAUGAGGCGGGCUGAACGGGAUUUACCUGACUGGGUUCAGAAGGGACGCAGAACUGAUUCGACAACGCUGUAAAUCUCUUUCAACCGACCUUAUCUUUUCCCAGAGUGCUCUUUGCUCAUUGUCUCCACACCCUCCGGUGUCUCUGUUCAGAUCCUAACAGCUCAGCACACAGACACACAAACGCUCUAUCGCUCACAUUCCACAACUCUGCACUACAAAGUGGGCUCACACCAACAUGCUAUUUUAGAUUCUCACACAAGCAGUAUGCAUCGUUUGCGCAAAAUAUCCUGUUGAAGUGAAACACACGUCUUUCUGUUCUCUGAAUAUUGUCUUUGACCGAAGCCCAUACAUGUGAACGAUUCCUCGAAUAUUGAAGGAGAUUUAAAAUCAUCAACUUUCGUGAAGUAUCCCCAACUGUCCCGAGACUGUUAGUUUAGCAUACUGUCGUCACUUUUGACAUUUAACGGCUUCGUGUGAACAGCAGCCUUCCUGUACUUGAGGAAAGUGUCACUGAUAUAGUAAGAUCAUCAAACACUACAGUUUGGCACCUUGGAAAAAUGAUGUAAUGUGAUAUUGAUAAUAAACACUAAAUUGUGCAAAAGCAAAUCUGAUUUUGCUAGAUCCAGCAAUCAAACCCCGAACUGACGAGUCUCAUAUCAUUGCAUUUCCUAUUCACGAUCUUUCCGCUCUUUUAACUACAGAUAUUUAAUUCUUUUAUUAUUAUUAUUAUUAUUAUUAUUAUUAUUGGUGGAUUUAUUUUUUUUUGACAACUAAAUUGAAUGAGAUGUAUAAUAUGCAGUAUAGAAGCGAACUGUAAGCCAUUAACUUGUAACUAACAUUACAGUCUUUGUGCUAACUCUUAAAAAUAUUUCUAACGUUUCGUCACAAUUUCUAAUGACCUGAAAACCGACACGGACGGCUGUUGUCGAUCGCUUAGUCUGUUACGGGAAAUGAGUCUUAAAGAGAAUGUGGAAGCGAUUUUCACUCCCACAGCUGCAGAGGAAAACGAUAAUGUGAAUUUAAUGAGUAUCAGAUCCUUUGGUAUUUGAUAGUAGCCAUAUCCGUUGGUAAACCGGGCUGACUCCAGUCUACUAAAUGCAUACAUGCUCUAACUUUGACUUGUGAUGAACACUAUGCCUCCCCCCUGUGCACUGUUAAGAUUCUCACUGCAUCAUGCAAUCGGCCUGCGUCUUUGAUUUCUGUUUUUAUCGGUGAUCGACACAUGUAGUCUCUGCAUUUACACCUGGCUGUUAGAAACCACAAGAUUACAAACUUAGCAUUGAUCUAUGACUGGUCAUUUUCACCAUUAUAUCUCUUAAUCAUGCUCGUUUUUGUUUUGAAAUGAUUUGAAUUGCCAUCAGUAGUUAUAGUAGACGCUAGUCUGGAGCAGAUGGUAAUGGUGUGCUGUUUGAACUCUCACUGUACAGCUUUCAGUGUAGAAUAUACAAGCAUUCUCAUGUUUUCCAUACUCGCCUUUGCUGAGAAAAAAGCCUUUGACUGUAGUCCCCCUCCUCCUCCUCCUCCUCUUCCUCCUUUCUCUUUAUUUUUAAUGUAAAACAAGGAGUGUGACAGUUUCAUUACAUUCUUGAAUUUUAUUGGGCCAAAGUCACUUAUGGCCUUAUAGAUUCACAUAGAAGCAUAAAGGUCUUGAACUCUCUUCCUUAUAGUGCACAAAUUAGAUUGUGAAUUAAUGAUAACUGGAAUCAAAUAGAAUUACGCUGCAUUGCUAUAUUUGUUAUCUUUUGCACCUUUCCAGCAUAUUGUCGCAUAUGUUUGGAUUAACUGUUUUGUACUGUAUUUAUUUUCAUUUUGUCUUUCAUUUUCAAUGUUGAAACAACUAAACACCUUAAAAAAAAAACUGACACACAAACUCGACAAUUUUAAGUUGUGAAUUUCAUCUCGUGUUUGAGCAGUCUUGUGCAACAAAAAUAAAUAUGAACAAAAUGAAACUCAA